Messenger RNA from Magallana angulata, 2151 nucleotides. RefSeq lists its product as uncharacterized. The coding region runs from base 1 to 1854 and encodes 617 amino acids. Gene Ontology annotation, molecular function: zinc ion binding; metalloendopeptidase activity. The transcript is spliced from 16 exons. The record is from RefSeq and is a predicted model, not a curated record. Gene Ontology annotation, biological process: proteolysis. NCBI's taxonomy places the organism in Eukaryota, Metazoa, Mollusca, Bivalvia, Ostreida, Ostreidae.
AUGAUUGAAGGCACAGUGAUGCUUGCUUGCUUCAUCCUGAUAUUAUCAAGCGUCGAUGCAUUCGCUGAUGAAGGGAAUAUGAGUGAGCUUCAGAGGUUGUUGAGGACGAAACACCUUAAAACGGUUGCAAGGUCCCCAAAACCCAUGGUGAAACAGGAACUACCGUUUGUCGCAAAAUCGAGAAAAAAUAGAAUAGUUUGGAGUGACUGGGAAGAAAUGGAGAAACCAGAAAAUUGGCACAAGCACAUGAUUAAAGACUGGGGUCCUCGCAAUCAAGAUGACCCUAUAGCAAAUCUCCUUCAGACGAUGCUUACGUUUGACAAAAAUGGAAGACCUCACAUGCCAAAGGGCAUUGAUCCUUCGAAAAAGGCAUCUGCAAAGGCUGAAAAUGAAGACAAUCACUUUUUUUCAAAGGCUGAUGGAAAAAGAAAUUUUGCCGAGCGCGUGACUCUCUGGGAAUAUGCAUACAUUCCAUACUAUAUAGACCCAACGUGUAAGUACACAUGGAUUUCAACAUCCUGCAAUUCAUAUGUCGGCCGAAUACGGACUGGGUCUCAAACAAUUGGGCUCAAUAAGUGGAAAUGUAUCAAUAAGAAAACUGUAGUUCACGAAAUCAUGCACGCCCUCGGACAAGUUCAUGAGCAGCAACGUAAAGACAGGGACCAACACAUUAUAAUGCACUGGAACAACGUUAUAGGUGGUCGAAACAACAAAAACAUGGAAAUUCUCUCCAUUGGUUCUCAUGACAGAACUCAGUAUGACCCCACUUCUUCCCUUCAAUAUAGUUUAAAGGCAUUCACUAGUAACCAACAGAAAACGAUGUCUUUCCGAGAUUCAACGCUUGAAUCCUUAGUUGGUUCAUCCAGUGGGCUUACUCACCUAGACGUACGAGAAAUCACCCAGGCCUAUAAUUGUGCUUGGCACUGCACAAACCGAGUAUAUUGUCGAAAUGGCGGAUUCGUGGGCGCGGAUUGUACGUGUGUCUGUCCCGACGGUUUGUCUGGAACUGAUUGUCAAGAGGUGGUCGGGGACCCAGAUUGUGGAGGAGUAGUAUCAUUAGAUGCCGUCGACUAUGUUGACCUUAAAUCUCCUAAUUACCCGAAUAGAUACCCAACGGAUAAAGUCUGUACAGUCAUUCUUACGGCGCCGACAGGAAGUAAUAUUGCACUUGAUGUUGUGGACAAUAAAAUGAACCUGAAACAGUCCACGAUAGACAAUUCUUGUAGUCAUUGGUUGGAAGUACGUUACGUUUCGCCUGAAAUAAUGGGUCCAAAAUUCUGUACUCCGUUUAAACGCAUCGUUUCAAAAAGCAACACGCUGAUGAUGCGCUUUGAUAGCAGGUUUUCUAAGGAUGAAUACCCUUAUUCUAACCAAAUGUUUCACUUAAGAGCAAGCACGGGUGGAGCAGGACCAAGUAUUCAAGAGCUGGGGUUUGAUAAAAGCUGCAACUUUGACACUGCUGAAAAUUGUUGGAUGUUGAUGAGAGGAGUACAUAUAAUACGGGAUGCAUUUUCUGCGGGGAUGAAUCCUCCAAACGGGGGGAAAGGGACCCCGGGUUAUGCCUUCAUAAACACUCAGACAAACUUCAUUCUGCAAACACCAUCGGGUACAUUAGACGGCGAGUAUUGCCUCACCCUCAGUUUUUAUAUGAGAGGGUCUUCGGUGUACUUUGGGAUCUACAAGGCGGGACCUGGCUGGCUAUGGAGCACAUCAGACCCUGGAAACGUCUGGAAAUCUUUGACAAUGACAUUCACUUGUGAAUCAAGCUCAUAUAUGGUAAUAUAUGGGCAACUAAGUUCUUCUGGAUUAGUUGCUGUUGACCAAGUUAGGAUCCAGAAUGGACGUUGUCACUAAAUUUUAGAAUAUUAUUCAUGUCUAUUUUAUCAAUUUUUCCAUAUAAGCAGUAAAUUGUAAAAGAUAAUAGUUUAUGUAUCAAUUUGUCAUUAGCAAUAAUACUACUGAGUACAGUAUCCAGUGCUCUUUUUAUAGAAAACUAAAGUUCAAUUUUAAAAUUGUAGCUUUAUAAUCAAACUGUUUCACAUAAACGUUUUUGUCUGUUUCUCUCUCUGUCCUCUAAUCUGUUGUUAGCUUGUCCCUUCAUCUUUGUAUUCUCUAUAAGUAAAUAAAAUGUAUAUGUAAAAGUUAAAAUAU